This is a messenger RNA of Chaetomium fimeti, 938 nucleotides long. RefSeq lists its product as uncharacterized. Lineage: Eukaryota; Fungi; Ascomycota; Sordariomycetes; Sordariales; Chaetomiaceae. Bases 157 to 744 code for a protein of 195 amino acids. The record is from RefSeq and is a predicted model, not a curated record. The transcript is spliced from 3 exons.
UCACAGGAGUCGAGACAAGCAGCCAUCUGCCCGUUUUGGCUGGUUUCAACCAUGAAUAACCCUCUCCCCAGAAAGCUCACGCGACGCAAUCCAAUGGCUUCUCCCGUUUAGCUCCAAGCCCUCUUGGGGGGAUUUGGUGACAGGAGCAGCAGCAAAAUGCCCAAACGGCCGAGUACCUACUCGACGAUUCAGUCUGUUCUCGUGUCCUUGGGCACUCACGGCACUGCUUUGCUCUGGACACACCGCAGACGCAGACGCAGAGACACCAAUGUCUGGAACGCUUCCUUCCAUCUUCCACAAUCCUUGCUCGCUACCUCCCACCCCUCGGCCCGGUUGACACCCACCCCCACCCUAUCCCCUGUCGGUACCUCGUGCUGGGUACUCACAGGGAUAUUUCCCGACCCCUACCGCAGUCCACAACUCCCACCAGGAGGUUGCAUGAAGUCCAAACAUGGGUUCCUGGUCGUUGCUCGUCUGUCCAGCGACAGCUUCCUCCACCUGUUCUUGGCCCAGCGUCUAAACCUCCUACGAUGCCGCGACUUAAAUAAACCUCGCUUCCCACCCUCCACCGGCUCCUCCUCUUCUUUGGCCUGCUCAUCAUCUCCACCCACCUUGACGAUUAGACAUCCAGAUCACCACCGCACCAGUUCACAUCAACAACUCUAUCCGCCAGUGCAGAUCAUACCAGGCCAUCACAGCCCACCUUGGUCUCAAGUCCCUACCCAAGCAUCAUCAGUCCUCUAGAACGACCGAUCCGAAGUCGUUCGAUUACACCCCGACAUAUCCUUCUUCCACAACCACAAGCAGCCAUGUGCGACUAUACCCAAAGAGAGUACUCGUGCGGCCACUUCCGGUGGAUCGCCUCGAAGUGGUGCCGCGACUACACCAUCACCCACAAGAGGUGUCAGCCCAACGUCACACAUUUCGAGUACCGGGCC